GAAGUCCUAUCAAAGCAUGGCUCUGUUCUGUGCUGGGUCUUCCAUUGCCCAUCAGAUCGUCUUCAUCCCAGGAGUGGUGAUUGGUGAGUGUGUUUCAAAGAAAUUGGCAUUACUGUUACGCUCUGUUAUAUUCUGGCAUGACCAAACUGGUAGCAAAAUGUUGUGCAACAGAAAAGGUUUCGCAAUGGAAACGAGAGUUUCUAUUGGACAAAUUCAGGUAGGUCCCUCCCUGUUUCAUUCCGUUUCCUUGUUUGGUUCCUAGAGAAUACAAAUACCUGAAACUUAGCUAGUGUUUUGCUUUAUUUGGAGAAAUAAAUGUUUUGUCGUUUCUUUAUGUAAAUGCAUUUUUGUUGACAUUAUGGAGGCCUAUUUCUACCACUGCUAACAUCACUACCUUUAUUUUGUGAAUAAAACCACAUAUUUACAUCUUAUCCUUUGCCUCCUGCCUGCCGGACGCACAUACAUGUACCACAAGGUGGCAAUAGUAGACCUACUUAUUAUUGGUUGUUUCUGUAUUCCAUUCUGUCUGUCUGACUCCACUUUGCUGAUAGUUCUAUAGUUGCCGCUUUGAUAGAAAAAAUUCAUCAGUUUGACAACUAUUUAAACCAUGAAUGUAAUUAAUUUAUUCGCAUUGCGUAAAUCUCUGGGUGCGUUCCUAUGCUUAGACGUUGCUGACGCCUGACAGAUCUUACAACUCCUAGAUAGGUAUUUUAAGUAUCAUCUAAACACAUCAUGUUAUAGCAAUUUGUCAGUAGAUGACACAGUCGAUGACGUGGCACUCAACUAUUGUUUGUUGCGUUACCUCGCCUUAGCUGUGGAACGCUCCCUAUAUAUAGCCUAGGCUACUCUGAGAAUAAUCCAAUCAUGAAGUUUGUGAAGUUUUUUUAUUUUAUAUUUGUACUUUUUUAAAUUAACAAACAACAAACAUCAACAAGUGAAAGAGGAAUAUUCACAUACAAAAAAUAUAUAUACAAACUUUUUACAUUGCCAGGGAUCCUACACAAACAAAUCAUAUUGAUUAAUAGUACUACAGGUUUUAACUGCCAUUUUGUUUUUACUUUUAGUUAAACUAGUGCCAAAAGUGUAGCGGGUGAUUUGGACGGAGUCAGGCGCAGGAGGGUAAAUCACAGAAUAAAUGAUUUAUUCUGCAAUACAGCGGCACGCAGCAAUGAGUAAAACACCACAAUGCGGUAAUAACGGCGCACUGGAGAAAACAAAGCACACGGGUGAAAAUCCCGGCGAUACAAAUAUAGUAACCUCCACAAUAAACAAUCACACACAAAGACAUGGGGGGCAGAGGGAAUACUUAUACAGGUACUGAUGAGGGGAUAUGAAGCAGGUGUGUGUAAAAACAAGACAAAACAAAUGGAAUGAUGAGAUGAGGAGCGACAGUGGCUAGAAGGCCGGUGACGACGAACGCCGAAGCCUGCCCGAACAAGGAGAGGAGGCAGCUUCGGAGGAAGUUGUGAUAAAAAGUUAGGUUUUGAAUCAGACCAUUUUAUUUUGUGAAUAUAAAAUUGACCUAUAAUUAUAAGCUUUUGGGUUAAAUAUACUACUGGAGGAAAACCAAACUUCCGGAGGACCUAUCAUACUUUCACUCCCUCCUCUCUACCUUCUCGUCCUCUUUAUCCGCUGCUAAAGCAACUUUCUAUCACUCUAAAUUUCAAGCUUCUGCCUCUAACCCUUGGAAACUAUUUUCCACCUUCUCCUCCCUCCUUAAUCCUUCACCCUCUCCCUCUCCCUCCUCCCUCUCUGCGGACGACUUUGUCAAUCAAUUUGAAAAGAAGGUUGACAACAUCCGCUCCUCAUUCACUCAGCCUAUUGAGUCCACUGGUCCCACUCACACAGAACUACCCUACGCCUUGACCUCUUUCUCCCCUCUCUCUCCAGAUAAAAUCCUGCGACUAGUGAGAUCCGCCCAACAACCUGCCCAUACGACUCCAUCAAUAGAAAUGGCGCUGGAGGGAAUAGCGGCCGUUUUACAGGCUCCUGACCAAUUGUGCUAUUUUGUGUUUUUUUUGCACAGAUCUAAACUUUUUUGUACAUAAUGUUUCUGAUAUCUUUUCCUAUGACUGAAAAGAGCUUCUGGACAUCAGAACAGCGAUCACUAACCUCAAUUUGAAUGAGGAUUUCCACUUUGAUGAGACAAAUGACAUACUGCUCAUCCCGGACCAGGCCCAAAUCCCCGACACUCGAAGAAGGAAGAGGCGGUUUUAUAGAGGCCGGUGUGCGGGAUACCUGACGAGACUACGAUGGCGAGUGGAUAAACCGCCUCUACCCUCCGUUCUAUUGGCAAACGUGCAAUCACUGGAGGAUAAACUGGACGAGCUCCGUUCGAGACUAUCCUAUCAAUGUGAUCUGAAGAACUGUGAUAUCCUAUGUUUCUCAGAGCUGGUUUUUCUAUACAUCGGCAGGACAGAACGGCAGCGUAGGGCAAACUCAGGGGGGUUGUGUUUCUUUGUUAGAACAGCUGGUGUGCAAUCUCUAAUAUUGACAAAGUCUCGAGGUUCUGCUCGCCUGAGUUAGAACACCUCAUGAUAAGUUGUAAAUCAUACUAUUUGUAGAGAGAGUUUUCAUCUAUAUUUUUCGCAGCUGUCUACUUACCACCACAAACCGAUACUGGCACUAACACCUCACUCAAUGAGCUGUAAAGGACCAUAAGAAAACAAGAAAAUGCUCAUCCAGAACCUAGUAGCCAAUGAUUUUAAUGCAGGAAAACUGAAUUUGUCGUACUUAUUUUUUUUUCAAAAAAUGUUUACCCCUUUUUCUCCCCAAUUGGUAGUUACAGUUUUGUCCCAUCGCUGCAACUCCCGUACGGACUCGGGAGAGGCAAAGGUUGAGAGCCAUGCAUCCUCCGAAACACAACCCUGCCAAGCCGCACUGCUUCUUGACACACUGCUCGCUUAACCCGGAAGCCAGCCGCACCAAUGUGUUGGAAGAAACACCAUACAGCUGGCGUCCGAAGUCAGCGUAGAUGCGCCCGGCCCGCCACAAGGAGUCGCUAGAGCGUGAUGGAACAAGGACAUCCCAGCCGGCCAAACCCUCCCCUAACCAGGACGACGCUGGGCCCUCAUGGGUCUCCCGGUCACGGCCGGCUUCAACACAGCCUGGGAUCGAACCAGCAUGUCACCUGUGCAACUAGAGGUGAAAAAACUCAAGAUCACCUUCACCUUCACGCAUACAAAGCUCUCCCUCGCCCUCCAUUUGGCAAAUCUGACCAUAACUAGAUCCUCCUGAAUCUUGCUUACAAGCAAAAACUCAAACAGGAAGUACCAGUGACGCGCUCAAUGCGGAAGUGGUCCAAUGAAGUGGAUGCUAAGCUACAUGACUGUUUCGCCAGCACAAACUGGAAUAUGUUCCAGGAUUCAUCCGAUGGCAUUGAGGAGUUUACCACAUCAGUCACUGGCUUCAUUAAUAAGUGCAUCGACGACGUCUUCCCUACAGUGACUGUACGCACAUAUUCCAACCAGAAGCUAUGGAUUACAGGCAACAUCCGCACUGAGCUAAAGGCUAGAGCUGCCGCUUUCAAGGAGCGGGAUACUAAUCCGGACACUUAUAAGAAAUUCCGCUAUGCCCUCUGACGAACCAUCAAACAGGCAAAGACUCAAUACAGGACUAAGAUAAAAAACCUACUACACCGGCUCCAAUGCUUGUCAGAUGUGGCAGGAGUUGCAAACUAUGACGGAUUACAAAGGGAAACCCAGCUGAGAGCUGCCCAGUGAUGCAUGCCUACCAGACGAGCUAAAUGCCUUCUAUGCUCGCUUCGAGGCAAGCAACACUGAACCAUGCGUUAGAGCACCAGCUUUUCCGGAUGACUGUAUGAUCACACUCUCCAUAGCCGAUGUGAGUAAGACCUUUAAACAGGUUAACAUUCACAAGAUUUGCAACUUGUCUGUUUACACUAGCCUUGGAUGUGGUGUGGCCAAAGCCACAUCCCUGCUUCAUGUGUGAGUGCAGCUAUUAGUAUGCCGUAAAUACCAUAGUACAUAGACAAACAAAAAAAGGAAAGCAAUUCAAACUAUACAGGAGCAUCUAAACCAUAUUGCACAUAGUAUUUUCACAGUGAACACCACUCUCUGCACCUGGUAGCUGGACUUACUGACAGGCCGCCCUCAGGCGGUGAGGGUAGGCAUCAACACAUCCGCCACGCUGACCCUCAACACGCAGGUCCAAACAUAGUCGUGAAGAGGGCACGACAACGCCUCUUCCCCCUCAGGAGGCUGAAAAGAUUUGGCAUGGGAAAAUCCUCAAAAAUGUCCUAAGCUGUACCAUUGAGAGCAUCUUGACUGGCUGCAUCACCGCUUGGUAUGGCAACUGCUUGGCAUCAGACUGUAAGGCGCUACAGAGGGUAGUGUGUACGGCCCAGUACAUCACCUGUUUACCAGGCGGUGUCAGAGGAAUGCCCUAAAAAUUGUCAAAGACUCCAGCCACCCUAGGCACAGACUACCGCACGGCAAGCGGUACCGUAGCGCCAAGUCUGGGACGAAAAGGCUCCUGAACAGCUUCUACCCCCAAGCCAUAAGACUGCUGAACAGUUAAUCAAAUGGCUACCCGGACUAUUUGCAUUGACCCCAUUUUUUUUGUUGCACGGACUCUAUGCACACUCACUGGGCUCUACCCACACACUCACACAUACCACAAUGACACUCCAACAAACACACACACACACACACACACACACACACACACACACACACACACACACACACACACACACACACAGUACAUUGAUGCCACACACACACUACAUGGACACACACACAAACACACACACACUGCAUCACCACAUUGACGCCACACACACUCUCACAUAUAGAAACUCUUUCACACUCUUCACAUACGCUGCUGCUACUCUAUUAUCUAUCCUGAUUGCCUAGUCUCUUCUACCCCUACCUACAUGUACAUAUUACCUCAACUACCUGUUUGGCUAACAGAGCAAAAAAGUAAUGUAUAUUUGGCUAACAGAGCAAAAAUGCUGUCUACUGGUAUUAAAGGUAAUUAUUCCAGGGACAUGUAGUCUGGGAGAGCCGUUGUCUUUACACUUUUACCACUCAAAGGGGGGUAUGUGGUGUAGAUGUCUCCCACACUACCUCCGGAGAGAUUUGAAUCUAGAUCCGUCUCUUUACACUGCACAAGUAUCUCUCAUGGAUCUAGUUUGUGUCAUCAUCAAAGUAGUGUAGUGUAGUUUGCCUAAUCUUUACUACUUUGCAUAAUGACACCCUUUUACCGUGACACACAUCCCGUAAAUGCCCUAAUCAUUCAAAUGUAUUUUCUGUUCAAGUAGGUUACACAUUCUAACAGAGUAGCUUCUUUAAGGUCCACUAUACUCUUAAGUGGUCAUUAAUCUGUCUAGUUCUGGAAGCAAAUCUUUAAAUUAAUGCUUUUAAGUGCUAUCCUCUGGGGAUCUAAUGUAAAUGUUGUCAAUUUCCAUUCCAUUCAACUCAAUUUCUUUCAUGUCCUCUGAAAGAUGAAACACUAUGGUCUUCACAUGUUAACUGUGUGUCUCUCUCUUCCACAGUGCUAGGAGCCAAAGUACUGUCGUCUGUCAUCACAGUGUGACAAAAGGAAAAUGUUGACGCCUUGUUUUAUUGUAUGCAGUAGUAGUACACACACACUUAAGUUGUCUAAAGAGAGAAUGUUAAAAGUAGACUGAGUGAGAACAAAAGGAAUCUCUCUCUCUCUCUCUCUCUCUUUCUCUCUCUCUCUCUCUCUCUCUCUCUCUCUCCCUCUCCCUCUCGCUCUGUGUUUGUUGUGUUUUCUUUCACCUGUCUGGUGGGCCUGACCAACGCCCUGGAACAGGAUGGCUACAUCUCUGGAUACAUGGGCUUCUACCUUAAAAGGGUUAGUUAGCUAGCAACAGUGGUGUAAAGUACUUAAGUAAAAAUACUUUUUUGGGGUAUCUGUACUUUACUUUACUAUUUAUAUUUUUGACUACUUUUACUUUUAGGACUCACUAAACACAAAUGCUUUGUUUGUAAAUUAUGUCUGAGUGUUGGAGUGUGCCCCUGGAUAACCGUAAAUAAAAAAACAAGAACAUUGUGCCGUCUGGUUUGCUUAAUAUAGGGAAUUUGAAAUUAUUUAUACUUUUACUUUUAAUACUUAAGUAUAUUUUAGCAAUUACAUUUACUUUUGAUACUUAAGUAUAUUUAAAACCAAAUACUUUUAGACUUUUACUCAAGUAGUAUUUUACUGGGUGACUUUCACUUUUACUUGAGUAAUUUUCUAUUAAGGUAUCUUUACUUUUACUCAAGUAUGACAAUUUUGGGUACUUUUUCCACCACUGGCUAGCAAGUCCUUUUCUUUUACUAGUCCAAUCCAUUAGGAUAUUAGACUAAUAAGAUCCUGACUCUGUGAGUAAUCUGUCUGUGUUGUUGCAUAACUGUAGAUUGAUUAGCCUGAUCCCAGGUCUGUUUAUGCUAUCCUGCCAACUCUCGUAUGGUCAUUGUCACGCUGUUGGGUGUAAACAGAAGGAUCUGACCCUUUUUUCAAUUUUCGCCUAAAAUGACACACCCAAAUCUAACUGCCUGUAGCUCAGGACCUGAAACAAGGAUAUGCAUAUUCUUGAUUCCAUUUGAAAGGAAACACUUUGAAGUUUAUGGAAAUGUGAAAUUAAGGUAGGAGAAUUUAACACAUUAGAUCUGGUUAAAGAUAAUAAAAACAAAAAAACAUGCGUUUUCUAUUUUUUUUUAUUUAUCAUCUUUGAAAUGCAAGAGAAAGGCCACAAUAUAAUAUUGCAGUUUAGGUGCAAUUUAGAUUUUGGCCACUAGAUGGAAGCAGUGUGUGCAAAGUUUCAGAUUGAUCCACUGAAGCGUUGCAAUACUGGACUAUUUUGUAUGAAGUACAUAACUAUAGAGAACAUACAAAAAUGAUAUGGUAAUACAAAAUGUAAGUUUACACACUCCCAAGAAUGUCAUACAUGAUGGAUCAUUAGCUUAUACACUAACUUUCACACAUCUAGAUGGCUAGGCGGGGUGGGUGUGGAGCCAGAGACAGCAGGGGUUCAAACUGUAGAACCCAGUUCCUACAUUUGAAUAUAAAAAUGGAUUUUAUCAAACAAAACUAUGCUAAAUUUUAUCUCUAGUACCCUUAGGGUGACAAAUCAGAGCAAGAUUACUGAACGUAAGUACAUUAUUUACCUUCAGAGGUGAAUGUAUCAAACCAGUUGCCGUGAUACGUUUUUUGUUGUUGUGCACUCUCCUCAAACAAUAGCAUGGUAUGUUUUCACUGUAAUAGCUAUGUUUUCACUGUAAAUUGGGCAGUGCAGUUAGAUUAACAAUAAUUUAAGCUUUCUGCCCAUAUAAGACAUGUCUAUGUCCUGGAAUGUUUUCGGUUACUUACAACAGUCAUGCUAAUCACAUUAGCGCACAUUAGCUCAACCGUCCAAAAUACGGGACACCGACCCUGUAGAGGUUAAUAUGUGGUUGGGGAAACCCUUAAAAAUGAACACAUACUGUAUUUAUGAGCAAUACAAUAUAGGUUAUUAAAUAGUAUAUGAUGUAAUGACCCAUCAGGGGGAGCCCUACCUGAGUGCAGCCUAUGCUGUGAUGAUGUCUUAUUGGGAGGUUGUCCUUCACUUCCUCCUCUUCCUCACCAUGAUCCAUUGCAUGUUCAGGGGGUAAGUGCUGAUGCCCUUUCUCUAUAUCAUGUGUCUUUCGUAAAGACUGUUCCUACGGUAGAGUGCCAUAGUGCACAUUUCAUUGUGUAAACAUUCCUAUCACAAUAGUGGCAAUGCUAUUUUCGUCAGUGAGACAGUCAAUACAGGGUUAUCUAUUUCCUGUCCAUACAGGAAGUCCUAUCGCAGCAUGGGGCUGUUGUGGGCGGGGUCAUCCAUUGCCCAGCAGAUCGUCUUCAUCCCAGGAGUGGUCAUCGAUGAGUGGCCUUGUUCUAAAAAGUAUUCGAAACACUCCUUUCCUUGGAAUAUUUCCUAGGAAUAAUCGCAGAGCCAACAUUCUUUGAUAGGUGAAUGCAGUGGUCCACUGCUUCUAUUCCACUACUAACAUUCCAGUAUUGUAAUGGUAUGGCUUUUUGUGUUUUUAUAGGUAAAUAUAGUUCAAAAAUGUGUCCCGCCUUUGGAGGAAUACUCCCUUCUUGUUGUUGCCUGUAUGGGGAGCCACCCUGCUUUUAGUAGGCCCAGAGAGCUGCCAAUCAUUCCUGCAGACAAGGUUGCAACAGAGCAAAAGAGAAGUCUCCUUUAUCAUCCUGUUGAUCUGAUCCUGUUUGUGCCACUCAAAUAAAGUUCAGGAGAUGUUUACUGUACAUGGAAGCAAUUGAAAUCUAAAGUUAGACAUUGAACACAUUGUAAACGUGUAUUAAUUCCUCCAAUCUCUCUCUCUCUCUCGAUCUCUCUCUCUCUCUCUCUCUCUCUCUCUCUCUCUCUCUCUCUCCUCUCUCUCUCUCUCUCUCUCUCUCUCUCUCUCUCUCUCUCUCUCUCUCUCCCCCUUUCUUCCUCCCUCCCUCUCCCUCCCUCCCUCCCUCCCUCCCUCCCUCCCUCUAUCACCUAGGUGGUCCUAGACUGUCCUCUGGAUACGUGCUUCACCUACAUCUACCAGUAUGAGGACCCUGUGGCCUUCCCUAAAGUCAUGCUGAGUCCUAGAAAAAGAAUAAGUAGAACAGACAUACGGUUGUUCUAAAUCCCACUGUCUGUUGCGGCAGACCAUCCUUACUGUCCCAUAUUGCAUGUCAGUGUAAUCACCAUUGUGUAUAGCAUACCCAUGGAUGUAAAAUGACAUUUGUCCUGUUAUGUGAUUGCUCUAGAUGCUGGUGUAUUUGUUCUAUGCGUUGCCUCUGCUGGCUGUGUUCAUUUACGGGCUGAGGACACCUGGCUGUACCUGGAUGCUGGACUGGACAAUCUUCUUUGCGGGGGCCAUAGCCCAGGUAACAGUCAUAUUCAGUGCAAUGACCUACUACUACUGCACUCUUAUGCAUCUCUCUUUGUCUAACAUGGAGGGAUGUAUAGAAUAGAAGCGAUGGUGUAUUGGAAAAGCUAUAUACAACCUCCUCUAAAACACCCCUACUCUUUUCCUCUUCCCCAGACCCAGUGGUGCCAUAUCGGAGGAUCACUCCACUCCCGUACCUCCUUCACAUACCGGGUCCCCACGGACAAAUGGUUGACUGCUAUGAUUCUAAACAGGCUGUAUGUAGGUGCACCUAUCGUCUUAGCCAUCCAAUGCCACAUCAGCCCUACAUUCUGCAUGCCGACUGUACCCAAGGGAGAGACCAACCUGGAGAAGGACAAC
Messenger RNA from Coregonus sp. 'balchen', 9236 nucleotides. NCBI's taxonomy places the organism in Eukaryota, Metazoa, Chordata, Actinopteri, Salmoniformes, Salmonidae. The record is from the annotation of a GenBank genome assembly.